GAGAGAGAGGGAGAGAGCAAAGAGAAAGGGAGAGAGAGGGAGGGAGAGAGAGAGAGGGAGAGGGAGAGAUGUCAAUCACAAACGCCAACACAGUCGAAACAUCUCAAAACAAAGACAGCAGGAAGUCGCAGGCCAACUUGGUUGCGUGUGUAUGACGUCUUAAGGGACGUUUUGUCACGGCCCUGUGGGCUAUUUGCUCGACUUGGCGGGGACAGGAAAUGACACGGGGCUCUUCUUUGUUGUUUUUAGGUCCAGCUGUGUCCACUAGUCUAUGCCACAGUGUCCCCUACACGGGAAAACAGACUGGGGGGGGUUAAGCUAUCUCAAGAAUGCGGUGUCGAACAAGAGUACGACUGCAGUUAGGGGAAGGAAUGUGUCCGACUUGACAGUCCUGAACCCUGCGCUCGGAUCGCGAGCCGAUUACAGUGGCCUUGUUUACUUCCCACCAGAGCCUAAACUUGAAACGAGCGUCAACACCAUAUUGUUAAACCUUCAAUGGGCAGAGGAGAAUAAGGUUUUUUUCAAAUCAACACGGACACGUUUGAAAAAAAACUGCUUGCGUGUUCCGGUGUUCUUCCCAUUGACACACACAGUGGAACUGAAAACCGUUUCUGUUGGUUUCAUAGAGUGUCUCAACAGACAGACGACCGACUCCAAAUGCUGCGGCAGUUUGAACUUUGGAUGGCAACUCCAGUUUCACUGUAGUAUCAAGUCUUAUCAGCGACACCUGUUACCACCAACGGCCUAGCAAGAGACCAGGUAGGCUUUAGUUCCCCUUUCCAGGUGUUGUAUCGCCUACACAGGAAAACCUCCUCGAACCACGAGCGGAGAAGUUGCUGAUGUCAUCGAACGAUGUGCAGUUCCCGUCGCCAUAUUAACGUAGGGAUCAGACCGUACAAGGUGAGGCCAGACUGGGUAAAGUCUGCACUGACUCAGCCUCGCGCUGCAGGUUCAGGCUUGACAACAGACACAUACUCCAUCCUGUCAUUUUUGAAACUUUGACCUGUUCCGUCGACGCCAGAGUGCUCCAGUUCCAGAACAAACUGGCAAACGGGACAGUUUAAAAGUGACUUGUUGCAACUGAACAAAAUCAAUAACGAUUAAACCUUCCACUUGAAACGUGUGUAAAUCCAAACGGAGAGCAACUGUUUAUUCAUCUUGCAGUGUUGUGCAUUUCAAGUGUGAUGGAUUACACCCCACAUGUGGGACCAUUUGCACAAAGCUGCCAGAAUUCCUGCCAGAGGGGGACAACAACGCCAAUAGAUUGAAAAACUUUUCGAAGUCGUUUAAUCCUGUUACUUUAACAGGGAGAGGCAGAUUAAAGUCUUCAAACGUAAGAGAGAGAGAGAGAAAAAAAAUUAAAAAAAAAUCAGCCCCACCUCGGUGGCCAAGCCCUGUUGCAAGAGUGGAGGUGAUUAUAUAAAGCAGGGAGACAGGGGAGGGGCGGGCCUUGUGGAAGUGGCUGUGUCCUGGUGUGUGAGCAGAGAAGACUGUUUACAGAUACAGAAGCCAGCGAGAGACACGAGCUCCGUGUGUGUGUGUGACGUGUCUGGACAGCUGGGUAGGUCACGGCAGAACCCCCCCAUGGUCUUCACAGAGUUAGGGGCCAGGAAGACGAUGCACCCGAGGACUUGGGCAGAGCCAGGCAGUACCGAGGAGCAGUGGAGCGGGAGGUUCGGGCCCGUAGGGGCAGCAGAGAGAGCCUCACGCUGAACAGGAGAGGCACAUGACUCACCCCCUCUCUCCCCUCCCACCCCUCUCUCACUGGAGAACAGAAACACCACGGACUCUAGAGGGUAGAUACUGCUCCAGAACUGAAGCCUGCUCACUGCCAAGGUGUCAGAGGAAUACGACUCGACGACUGGAUAUUGACUGGAUAGUGGAUGUCUAAAAAGAAGAUUGUCUGAACUUUAUGGAAACAAACGCAAGAACUGAUUGACUUGACUUUUAAAGCUAGUUGUCGAAUAAGACAAGUUUCUAGCUGUUUUUGAAGCUCAACAUAAUUUGACACAGAUCCAAACAAUAACAAAAGGUAAGAAAGGGUGUUUUUAGGGAGUUACUUUUCCAUCCAAAUCUGAACAGGGAGUAAUAUCAAUGAUAUGAAUAGUUGAAUUGCAUGAACGGCAUUACCUUUGCCCUCAUACGAUUCGACCAUUUUUGGAUCAGAGUUCAGCAAAGAAUUUGCCACAUGUUCAAGCCUGAAGAACCUCUAAAGAUGUCAAAUAGCACCGAUGGUCUCCAAGCACUGGGCUUGAGCCUGGCCAACGCCAGCUGCCCCAAGAACGACGGCUUCAAGCACACCCUGUACACCUCAGUAUUCAGCCUGGUCUUCAUCGUGGGCCUGCUCUUUAACAUGGCCGCCGUGUACAUCUUCGCGUGCACGCUGAAGCUUCGCAACGAGACCACCACCUACAUGAUGAACCUGGUGGUGUCGGAUCUCCUCUUCGUGCUCACGCUGCCCUUCCGCAUCUUCUACUUCAUCAACCAGGACUGGCCAUUUGGCGCCGUGCUCUGCAAGGUGUCCGUCUCGCUCUUCUACACCAACAUGUACGGCAGCAUCCUCUUCCUCACCUGCAUCAACGUGGACCGCUUCCUGGCCAUCGUGCACCCGUUCCGCUCGCAGACCCUGCGGACCAAGAGGAACGCCAAGCUGGCCUGCUGCGCCGUGUGGGCGCUGGUGCUCUCUGGGAGCCUGCCCGCCGGCUUCAUGCUGGAGACCACGUCGCCGCGGCACGCCAACUCGUCCUCCAUCUACUGCUUCGAGAACUUCUCCAACAAGCAGUGGAAGGCGGCGCUGUCCAAGGUGGUGGUGUUCAUCGUGACGGCGGGCUUCCUCAUCCCGUUGCUGCUCAACAUCUUCUGCUCGCUCCGGGUGCUGCGGACCCUGACGCAACCCCAGACCAUCAGCCGCGGCGGGCAGCUCAACAAGGCCAAGAUCCUACGCAUGAUCGUCGUGCACCUGCUCAUCUUCUGCUUCUGCUUCGUGCCGUACAACGUCAACCUGGUCUUCUACGCCCUGGUACGCGCCAAGAUCCUGCAGGGCUGCGUCCUGGAGUCAGUGGUGAGGACCAUCUACCCCGUCGCCCUGUGCAUCGCCGUCACCAACUGCUGCUUCGACCCCGUCGUCUACUACUUCACGUCGGAGACCAUCCAGAACUCCAUCAAGAGGAAGUCGAUGGCGUUCCGCGAGAACAAGCUGUUUGAGGCGCUGCAGUCGGACAGCACUCAGGGCAGCGUGCACAGCAGCGUGAGGACGCCGAGGGCCAAAGUGUUCCGGAACGAGUCGACGGUGUGAUGUCGUGAGAGGGAAAACAAACAAGCAAACGCUGUCCGGCCUCAACGGAGGCAUCGGUCUGUCACCGUGCAGUAUUUCAGUGAGUCUACGGUUUGUGAAACUCUGACAAAGAGGAGCUGAGAAAAGGGUGGGGGCUUUCAAACAGACACACAAAGUGACCCCAACCCCACAUUCAGCACAGACCUUAAGAGUAUUAUCCAUUAAGGGUGUACUGAUGCAUGAUUAAGUUUUAUGGCACUGAUAUUACAGUGGCAGUGCCUCAUUAGAUUAGAUUGUUAGAUUUCAAGACUGAAAGUAUGACGACUUGAUAAAAUAAGCUGCACUUUAACCUUAUUAGAGGUUGUGCAUGUUUGUUUCACCUCGUAAGGAAACGUGUAACUAUUUGUAUAGUGAAGUAUGGCAAUGUUUUCAAGUCAUUCACCUCAUCACAACAACCUGGGAUACAGUUUAAAUUGUUGAUUUAAACGUCAAUGCAGUAUCUUGCCUUGGGUUUACACACCUGAUCUUCAACCUCCUACAAUAACAGACAAGAGGCGGUUGAUGGAAAAGGGGACAUUAUGCAAGCCGGGAAUAUCCCAUUCCUGGGAUAUUGCGCAAACCAAAACAUUUCAGCACCCUAUACAUUUACAACAAUGACCUUCAUUCAAACGUUGUGCUUAGUCACAGGUGAACAAGUCUUGUAUGUGAAAGUACAUUUGUUGUACUAUGACUAUGUUGUAAGCACAUUAGGGAUUUUUUUUGGACUGUUCCCUGACAAUGACAGCGUCUUGAAUAAAAAU
Molecule: messenger RNA, 4074 nt
Organism: Hypomesus transpacificus
Lineage: Eukaryota; Metazoa; Chordata; Actinopteri; Osmeriformes; Osmeridae
Product: lysophosphatidic acid receptor 6-like
Exons: 1
Coding region: 2117-3295 (392 amino acids)
Biological process (GO): phospholipase C-activating G protein-coupled receptor signaling pathway; positive regulation of Rho protein signal transduction
Cellular component (GO): membrane
Molecular function (GO): lysophosphatidic acid receptor activity
Source: RefSeq, a predicted model, not a curated record